AAAGAAAAAAAAAUCACAGGCAGCAAACGACGGCGAGAGAAAACAGCGAGGGAAACGUGCAGAAAGAGGUGAAAGCGAGCAGACAAAUGGAAAAAGCUGAAAACUGAAGCGGGAAGCAGGGAAAUACAGAAUCAAACUCUUUAAACAGUUUCCUCACAACGAUGCCGCUCCACAAAUCAUCAUCCAAAGCCCAUCGCCUGGACCCUACCAUGAUUUCGGCCCCUCUGGGUGACUUCCGUCACACCAUGCACAUUGGGAGGGGAGGAGAUGCCUUUGGCGACACCUCCUUCCUGUCCACCGUUGGCCCAAGCCCGACCACGUCCGAGCUGAGCAGUUCUGGGAUCAGCCCUGUCGCGGAACCUGGGGUGUCGGUCAACAAUGGCAGUCUUCGUUCAGCGUCUUUUUCUGGAGGGAGUCAGCUUAAGCACUCUGAUUCAGAGUCUGAUUCAUUCACCCUGGACCUAGACCUGGACCUAGACUUGGACCUGGGCCCGUCGAUGCUUGGGGACGUAUUAGGGGUGAUGGAUGGCGUGGCGCCUGACUCAAAUGUGGACAACGUGUUCAGCCCCCUACGUGAGAUCCCUGCAGCGGAGACAAAGCAGGUCAGGAGGGGGAUGGAGAUGUCUGUGAACGAGCUGAACGAGAACCAGGCAGAGGACAUCAGGACGCCGGACGAGAACGGGUUCAAACCCAGGGCUCCGCGACCAAAAGUGAGGUUCAGCGACAAGCGAGAGGAGAUCAUCCGCCAGGCGUCCGAGGAGGAAGAGGGCCAGACCUUUGACUUCCAGAGCAACAAUCAGGUGGCGUGUCACAGUCCGGUGAGGGGCGAGAGCGACAGGAGGAAAGGUGAACCCGAGCUCACCAAUCACAGAGCGGAUCUGCCUCCCAGUCCGGCCUCAUCACACAGCUCAGAGUAUGAAGGAGUCGCUCCGUUGGACAGGAGGAGGUCUGAGAGCUCAGAGACUGAUUCAGAAGAGGAAGAGGAGGGAACAGGACGAGGCUACACGUUUGAAGAUGAGUUUGAUGACGAUGAUGAAAUUGUUGUAUAAACAUUGAUCUCUCACAAACAAACAAACACAUCUUGCUGUAAAGUAUAUUGUAUUUUUAUUAUCUGAAACCAAACAGGGAUUUUAAAAAACAGCAAUGAUCCAGAGACAGAGACAGUUCAGAUCUUUGGAUUCUGUGGAAAGGUGAUGAACAAUCAGUAUCUUACCUGUUGUAACAAGUUGAAUAUCCUCAGUUUGGAAAAACAAGUUAAUUUCCAUCAGACUGACAAACUAAUGGCUAGUCUGAUUUGAUAGCUGCUGCCGUCUUAAAGCUACAAUACAGUACAUGCAAAGUUACAGUUCUGAAAUGCUGGUACACACUCAAUGUAGACGAAACAGAAUUCACCAAAAACCUCAUGGAAGGUUGAGUUGAGUACAUGUACUACAUUCGACUCCAUUUGGGUAAACAAAAAUGGCAAAACUGAAUAAGAGUAGAAUCUUCAAGAAUCUUGGAAUCUGCUGGUAAAAUCACAAAAGGAGAAAUAAUGAAUAAAACAGCUGUGAAGAAUACUUGUAAAUAAAAUUAGUCCUAACGUUGAUCCAAAUCCUACUUUAUUUUACACAGCCAUUCAUUGUACAUUACAGAGUUAUACUGGCAGAAAUAUUAGCAGCUAGCAUCAAAAGCUAUCUGCUAGCUGUUGCUGUUAACGAUUAUAUGACCCUAGAAGUAAAUGUGUAUUCUGAGUUUUUGGUGAUACAAAGUUUAUAAAGCAGCAUUUGCCUGAAGCGCUAUGAGAGUGUUAAGAUUAGAAUUGUUUUAAGACGUCAGAAAUUCACUUUGCUCUUGGCUUUCUUCUGAUUCACUGGAUUAGCUUUCUGUUUUGUUUACUUCAGAAGUCAAAUUCGGAGAUGACAUUAGCAUGUUCCAGGUGCAAGUCGGAAAACCAUUAGAAUUUGUCAGUAGGUUGUGCUCAGUGACCUUUAACUUUAGCUGUUAGAACCAAAAACAAUGGAUUUCUCUGCAUUCUGUGCAUUGAGGCGCUGCAGCAACUGCAUCACUGAUGGGGGUUAAACACUAUGGGUGUGUCUGGUUUGCUGAGACUUACAAAAGUGGGAAAAAAAGCAACAUUAUUAAAUUGUUAUUUGCAGUCAGCCAUAUUGGGAUUUUGAGGUCAGGGCUGAUCAGGCAUGUCAGACUUCUCAAGGUGGAAUUUCACCUUUUUGGGGGGCGUAACAUUUGAUUUUAACUCAUAACUCAGAAGAUCCUAAUUUUGAGUAUGAAUGGAACACAGCAUUAAACUAUUUCCACAAGAUGAGGGUCAUUAUCUAUACUGUACAUGUUAAUGUUUAAGACACGUGGAAGUCUUGAAAGCGGAAAAAGUAGCUUUAUUUUAGUAUUUAGGACACUUGAAGGGCCUAAAAGUUGGAAAAAACCUUUUUUUUCAUUGUUUAAAACACUUGGAAAGGAGGGAGAGAAGAAAACUGUCUUAAUUAAGUUCUUAAAGAAACUUGGAAUAAAGAAAAAAUAAUUAAUUGAGUUGUUGCACACACUUGGAAAGAAGAA
This is a messenger RNA of Austrofundulus limnaeus, 2550 nucleotides long. RefSeq names its product CDC42 effector protein (Rho GTPase binding) 5 (gene cdc42ep5). Gene Ontology annotation, molecular function: small GTPase binding. Gene Ontology annotation, biological process: positive regulation of pseudopodium assembly; positive regulation of actin filament polymerization; regulation of cell shape. The record is from RefSeq and is a predicted model, not a curated record. The coding region runs from base 162 to 1049 and encodes 295 amino acids. The transcript is spliced from 2 exons. Lineage: Eukaryota; Metazoa; Chordata; Actinopteri; Cyprinodontiformes; Rivulidae. Gene Ontology annotation, cellular component: plasma membrane; cytoplasm; cytoskeleton.